This is a messenger RNA of Mytilus trossulus (common blue mussel), 8940 nucleotides long. RefSeq lists its product as uncharacterized. The transcript is spliced from 3 exons. Lineage: Eukaryota; Metazoa; Mollusca; Bivalvia; Mytilida; Mytilidae. The record is from RefSeq and is a predicted model, not a curated record. The coding region runs from base 198 to 3341 and encodes 1047 amino acids. Gene Ontology annotation, biological process: protein monoubiquitination. Gene Ontology annotation, molecular function: ubiquitin protein ligase activity; zinc ion binding.
CGAGAAUAUUUACUCUAUCCGAAUACCAACUUUCACUUUCGCAAAAGCAUCGUGCGAAUAAUACUGUGUUAUGCAAAGCUAAAACUUAAUUGCACCCAUGUAUGUAGGAAUUUUGCACUGUAGACAACUAUAGAAGAUUGAGCCCACAAAACAUUGACUUUAUUAAAAGUAGGAUCUGAAUCAGCAGAAGAACAAAAAUGUCAGACCCAGAAGCUGACAACUGCAAGGAUAUUCCAAAUAUGAGUAAAGGAGAAACAGAUUUUACUGGUCUCCCAACUAACAAAAUUACUGGGGAUGAUGCUCAAACAUUGGAAACACAAAUCCAAAAGAAUAUCACUAAUUUGGAAGAAGUAAAAAAUGAAAAUGAAUUAUUUUAUGAUACUAAGAGUAAUUUAGACUCAACUGGUAAUGCCAAAGAGUACCAAGGUAAUGAAACUUAUUCAAAAUUUCAAUGUCAUGAGAUCAAAGAACCAAAUGAUGAAAUGAUUAAAGAAAGUUUAGUUUGUGGACUUUGUCAGCAAUAUCUUCAGGAUCCAAAAUUACUGCCAUGUUUGCACACAUUUUGUUUGAACUGCUUAGAUAAAAUGUGUUUUCCAGAAGAAGAAAAUGAAACUAAUAAAGAUGCAGUUGAAGUGUCUGCUGCAGACGGGGUGAAUGGGAAUACAGAUGAUAUUAAAGAGGUCUUGUCAUGUGAUCAAUCCUUGACCGAAAAGGUAGAUAACUCUGAGCAGAAGAAGUUGUUGGAUAUUAAAAACAAUAAAAAAGAUAAAAACAAAACUACUUCAGUUUUAGCUCCAAAAACAACCCAUUGUCCAACAUGCAAGGAAAUCUUUGAAAUUCCUGCAAAGGGCUUAGAGGAAUUAAUUUCCAAUACAGUCUUUUCAAACAUGAUUAAGAUCAGGGAGAAGUUAAAUCAAACAAAACAGUGUGAAAUUUGUAAACUUAGAAAUGUUGUUGAAGAAGCCACUGCCUUCUGUAAAGAUUGCAGUGACAUGUUGUGCAAAAGCUGCUGGCAGAGUCAUUCUUUUACUCGCUUUACUUUAAACCACAAGGUAGUUCCAUUAGAAGAAAUGAAAGACAAAGCCUUGGAUGAUGCCAUAAGAAACAAGUCAAAACCAAUGUGUUCUUUACAUGAAGAUGAACUGCUGAAAUACUUUUGUUCAGAUUGCAAAUGUCUUGUAUGCCGUGAAUGUAUUUUGCUGCAUCAUCAAGGGCAUUCAUGUAUUUUGCCAUCAGUUGCAGUAGAUCCAAAGAAGAAAGAAAUGGAAAGCUUAAUUUAUGGGUUUCAUGGGCGGCUUGAAAGUUUGAGGAAAGAUGAACAUGAGGAAUACGAAAGUCAGAAUGAUAGGGUAGCAGUUGCUGAGAAUACUGAAAUUGAAAAGAUCAAUUCAUUUUUUCAGAAAUUAGUGGAUGCUGUUGAGAAAGAAAGAAAAUCCGUCAUUUCAAAUACUAAGGCUGAAUUUACUAGGCUAAAAACACAAAGUAAAAACAGAAUUUCAUGUAGUGAAAAUAUAGAAAAAAACAUGACAAGUCUACAUCCUGCAUUACAUAUACUAACAAGUCAAGCCAGUGAUGAGGAACUUUUGCAGAUAGAACCAAUGUUACACAACCGACUGGUACAGAUGAUCAACAAAGAUAUCAAACCUUAUCCAGUUAGUUGGUAUUCUCUGCCAGUGGCUGAUGUAGUCAGUUCUUUGAAAAUUUCAUGUGGACAGGACCAAAAUAUAGACCUGUCAUUGUUCAAAGUAACUGGACCAAAGCAAAAAUUUGAACCCGCUGAAUCUAUACCAAUUGAAAGUUCCUAUGAUGAGUUAGUUGAAAUGAGAAAGAUUAGGAGAUUAACUUCUCAGCCUUUAAAUGUCGAAGAGAUUUCAAGUCCAGCUUCAUCUAAAAUACAACCUAAAGAUAGUACUUUGAAAAAAAAGAAUUUUGUGGAUGCAACAGUAUGGUCGCUACUUUCAGGAAACAGUGUUGGAAAAGAAGAUCAUGAUUCAAAAAGUGACAGUGAAUCAUCAGACUCUUUGUGGGUUGAUACAUCCUCAAUGACAUCAGAUAACCAAAAUCCAUCAGUGGGUAAGAAAAAGAAGAGCAGAGGAAAAAGGGGAGGCAAGAAAGCUCAAGGAGAAAGACAGAAAGUGGAUGUUUUACAGAAUAAGGUUCCAACUUCUUUCCCAAAGAAUAAAGGAAUUGUCAAUGAACCCUUAAAAGGUCUCAAAAUGAAUCCUGAAAUGCCUAUCAAUUUUGGCAACCCUUCAAAUAUGUAUGGGCUCAUGAAUAAUCCUGCUCAGAACAUGCCAAUCUCCCAGCCUACCUAUAGGUAUCCUACCACAGUUCCAAUUCCAUUGAAUGUGCCACAAGUGUAUGGGUCCGUGCCUAAUUUGUAUACUCCAGGACAAGGUUGUAUCCAGUCACAGAAGCCUUCUUCAAUGAUGCAAAAAAGUCCCAAACAACAGAAAGAAAGCAGAAGUAGUUCUGGUUCAUCAGAAGAUAAAUCAGUAUCAUCAACCAGUGCUGUUGCAGCUGCCAUUGUAAAACCAAGUAAAGUUAUUUCUUUGCAGCCAAAAUGGCGACUGGAUACAAAGCUUAGUUCUGAUAUCCAUGAACCAAAGCUUAGAAGUGUGUAUUGUCUCCAAAGUACCAGUGUUAUUGUUUCUGAUGUCAAAAAUUCUAAAGUCAAGUUAUUUACAACAAAAGGAGAAUUUAUCAAAUGUUUUGAUCUGAAAAAUGUCAACCAAGCAAUUUUUACUGCAAACUUAUUGAUUUAUAGUGUAAAAAAUCAAAUUUGUGCCAAAAAAGAGGAUGGAACAGAAAUGAAUCCACUAAUUUUCAACAACACCCCUUUUAAUUGUUUGGUAACUUGGUCUCCCAAAAAUACUAUUCUUGUAUCAACCGGAGUAAAAAUACGGCAGUAUGCAUGUAGGGUAGAUGAAAACAGGGGAAAUUUUGUAAAGACUUUAGAUAUUGGAAUAGGCUGCAGUCAGAUUCAGCAGAUAGUUGAUUUGAGAUGUGAUCAUCAAGGCAAGAAGCUUGUGAUUGUUGAUGGAAUUUCAAAGUCUGUGAGUGUUUUGGAUAUUGAAGGAAACCUGAUGGGGACUUACAAGGAAGACAGUCCUGGUUGGAAUCCAACUUCUGCCUGUUUUGACAAGAAGGGUUUGGUCUUUGUUACAGAUGGUGGAGGAAAUCGUCUCUUAUAUCUAUCAGUCACUGCACAGUUUAUCCAGCAAUGGGAUACUUGUCCUACUAUCAACAAGCCAUCAUAUGUUGCUACACAUGUUUCUCAACCUUUAUAUAUUAUAGGCCAUGACAGAUAUGUCCAUGUCUAUGAUUAUUCAUAUCUUUAGAUUUUUCAACUUUCCCCAGGGGUCAGUGUAAAAAGUUUUGUCAUCAGAAAGUAUUCUGGUUACCUGUUAGGAUUUCAGUUGAUUAUAGAUCCAAAAAUAGGAUGACGUUUGUUUUUAAAUAUCUUAUGUAUUUUAUUGUCAUUACCAUAUCUUCUGUUUUUCUAUUUUCUAUUUUUCUCUCAAGAAGAUCGACUUUCAAUGAAAUUUAUCUUGAAGAUUUACAUCAGAAAAAUAAGUUGCUUAUAUUAUUAUUUUUGAGUUAUGUCCCUUAGAAAGGUUAACUACAUUAAAAUCAAAAUAAACUGCAGUCCAGCUAACCAUGAUUUAAGCUUAAAAAAAGCAGGUAAGUAAAUCGUCAUUCCACAAUUAAUAAGCCUAAUUUGUUUUCUAUUGUUAAUUUUAUAUAUUCAAUUAAAUAUUUAUAUAUAAUUAAUUAUUACAAUUUACUUAUAGGUUGUUUGGCGAAACACUACAAUGAAUAUGGUAUACUAAAGAUAAGAUAAGAUAAGAUAAGAUUUAUUUUAUUAAAGUGUCACCAUCCAUUACAAUAUUAAUAUAUAUAUAUACACAUAAAAUCAUAAGAACCCAACAUUUAUGUAAAAGGAUGCCAGUCGAAAACGACUUAUGAGACACUAUCAUUAAAACAAACAUCUAAUACAUACAUAAAAGGACAGCUUUGAUACAUUUAAAAUGUAUUUCGUAAAUUAAAAAAAUAAAUAAAAAAUAACAAAACAUAUAUAAUUUCUAGAUGACAUGUUUUCGUCGAUAAGACAUAUGAUAAAGGGAACUAGCUAAAAGAGGAACCAUAUUCUCAUUACACAUAAGAUAAAGAAGUUUUUCAACAUCACAUAAAUUCUCAAAAUCAACAUUUAAAAGACAGGCUUUGGCAUAUAAUUCAUGUCUGAUAUCAGAGUAAAAACAACAAUUAAAAAGAAAGUGUUUUUCAUCUUCAAUUUGGCUACUAUCACAAAAAAUACAUAAACGGUCUUGUAGAGGUUCUGGUGGUCUAGCAUAUCGACCUGUUUCAACUUUAAGUUGUAACGAACCAGCUCUGAAUAGUGACAAAAUACGUCGGUGGCAUCUAUUAUUAACUACCUUUACAUAAGGCUCCGUACCAAUACAAGUUUUAAACAAUCUAUAAAAUCUUAAUUUGUUACCAUUGACAUUAUUUUUAUCAUUCCAUACUUCAUGGUGCCAAUAUCUUUUUCAAAAGUUUGUAUAGAGUCCCAUACAUUACUCAUAUUAAUUUCAUUUUCUACAUUUAUAAUCAAACUAUAUUUACGAGCUAACUGUACAACUCUAGAUAUAAUAAUAAGUUAUAAUAACUCUUGAAUUAUAAUAUUUGUAUUGAUCACUUUCUAGAAUGUAUUAAUGUCUUUAUCAUGUUUAUAUUCUCUAUAAUUAUCAAGGACAUGGAAUUUAAACAUAAAAAUCCAUUGUACAUGCAAGGUAGUUUUAAGUGUUUUUAUGAUAUGGUUGAAUAAGGUUCUUAAAAAAAAGGAAAUGACUCAGCAAAAUUUUAUGAGCCUGAAAGAUAAUUUUAGUAGAAAUGAUUUUUACAAGAUCACUAAAAGUUUAUUAAGAAACGUAAAUAAUUCACAUCAUAAAAUAAUAUACAAUUACCUUCUAAAUUUCGCCAUGAUAUAGCCUUUUUGUGCUAAUGCAGCGUAAAGCAACCAACAAUCAAUCAAUAUAAAUUUCAGUUUUCCAUUUCGGCUUGCUGCAUAGAUAUGAGGGAAAAGCUAAUUUAAUCUACUAUUAUUCAAAAGGCAAGAUUUUUUCAAAUUUGCUAAUUUUAUAAUAUUUAUUUUUUUACAUAAGGGAGCUACCAUUUGAUUUUUAUGGGGGGGCUAGGUUAUUUUAUUUUUCUAUCUAUGCAGAUAUUUGUGAAGAAAUUUUAUAACAUUUUGAUUAUAUAACUUCCAUUUGCCAUUUUUCUUUAACAUCUUAAUUUUUUUCUUGAAAGAAAUCUUAAGUUUUAAUAUGAGUACCAUUCCUGUAAAAAUGUAGCAACUUCCAAUGAUGUUGCUUCAUCGAUUCAUCACAUUCAUACAUUAUCACCAUUUGCUAUGUCAUUCAUAAUUAGUGUUGCAAUACAAGUUGUAAUAUGUUAUAAAACUUACUAUAUUUCCUGAAUGUACAUGUAUGUUUGUAAUUGUGUAUGUAAAAUAGGUUAGUUGAAGUACGAAUAUUUUAAGCUUGUCCAUUGAUAUUAUUCUUGUUGCAUUCUGAAUGAUUAUUUUUGUCGUAGAUAGGAAGAAAAUAAAUUAUAUAUAUACUUUUUUUAACACUGCAGAUAUAUGUAUUGAUGGUUUAGAGAUAAGUGAUUUUAUCAUUUUACAAUCUCUGUAUUAGAGAACCAAUAUGGUUGUGGUGGGGCGGUUGUGGUGUGAUAAGUUUUACGGUCAGGCUUAUGGAAUUAACUGUGCGGUAGGAGGAACACUUGCUAUAAGAUAAGAUAAGAUAAGAUAAGAUAUUUUAUUUUCCAAUUAUGGGCCCCAAAGGGCAUAAACAUUACAACAUCAAUAAUUUUUUUCAUAAUACAAUACAAACAAUGAGAUAAAAAAAAAAAAAGUUAAACAAGAACUAUUUAAGUUCUUAAAGAAUACGUAGAUAAAGAAUCUAUAGUAUGUUUUUUUUUAAUACUAAUGCAUUUUAUUGCAAGUGUGGUUGAUAUAGAUAACAAACAAGUAGCCCAAAAAGAAAAAAAAGGAAAAAUAGAUAUCCACAUAUGUAUAGUACACAAAAAGUUGGAUCAAUUAAAUAUAUAAUAAUUAGCCAAAAAGAAAGUAGAAAUUAAACAUGUCCAUGACUCAUCCUGUGUCAGCAGCAAAUAGGAAAGCAUUAUGGUUUCCUAAAGGCAGCUGACACCAGGGGGCGAUACCUUAUGGGCCAUAGGCAUGUAAAAUGUGUGUAAAUGUCUCUUUCCUACCUGUAUCAAAAGCAAACAAGGAAGCAUCAUAGGUAACUUGAAUGCAGUUGAUACCAGGGGACGAUGCCUCAAGGAUAUAAGAGAACAUUUGAAUAAAUAAUAUAUCUUAACAAUUUUAUUUUUUUUAAUCGGCUAGUAUGUUUGUGAUAUUCAGAUGAAUAUAAUUUUCUAUGUCCAAUCAAAUGUAUAUACACACAUAGAUCUCCUUUAACUAAUCUUCACUAAGGAAGAUGUUUGUAUAUAAAAUUACAUAUUAUUUUAAGUAACUCAACAUUUUCUACACUAAAUAACCAGAUAAUUUUGCUUUGACUGUUCAUAUGAUUAAAACAAGAAUUAUAUUGUGCAAUACUAGCUAACAUACAAUUUCUAUCAUCCUCAAAUUUGUUACAAUCAAAUAGAAAAUGAGCCUCAUCUUCGACAGUAUUGGAAGAACAUUUAUUACAUAUUCUGUUAAUUCGGGGAAUACCCUGAUAUCUACCUAAUUCUAUUUGUAAUCUAUGAGAAGAUACACGUAAUUUAGUAAAACUUCUUCUAAAUUCAAAAUUCUUGAUCAAUGUUAGAUAUUUUUCAAAACCAAAAUUUGUUUUAUAUAAAAGGUAGGUUUUCAGUUUACUGUCUGAAAAUUUAUCUAUUUGUUUUUUCCAACAGCUAAUAAACAAUAUUGAUAGCUUGGUUUGUAUAUAUUUCUUAAAUUUGUAUAAGGAUUCACAAAAUGGAGCAUUUAUGGCAUUUGUAUAGUCAAUACCAAGUAUUUUAAAAACAACAUUUAUUGAACCAUACCAUGAUGUUAUAUUCAUGUGAUGUAGUGUCUUUGAUUGUGUAUAUGCCUCUUUUAAUAGAGGAAAAUUAUCACCUAAAUUCUCUAAUCUAUACCAGUACAAUAACAUUCCUUUUAUAAUAUUAAAAUAUAUUGGAAAUCUUCCAAGUUCAGAUAACACUGCAGCAUUUGUUGUUUUCUUGUGUACCCCAAGUAUAAAUUUACAAAAUUUUAUAUGAAGUUUCUCACAGGGUAAACCUGAAUAUAAUUUUUCAAAAGAUAUAUCUUCCUUCUUACAUUUAGAGGAAAGAGAAUUAAACAUCCCCCAUAUUUCGCUACCAUAUAAUAAAAUAGGUUUUACAGUGUGGUCAAAAACAUGAAUACUUGUUUUUACAUCAGGAUUAAGUGAUAAAAGAUCUUUCCUUAAUUUGAAAUGAGCUUUCAGGGAUUUUUUGUAUAGUUCAUUUUGAGCAUAACUGAAUGAACCAGAUGAGCUUAAAUAUAAACCUAGGUAUUUGUAUUUUGAAACACAUUCCAGAUUUAUAUUCUGAAAUGUGAAUAUCUGUUUUACAUGUCUGCCUGCCUUGUUGAAAAUCAGCACCUUUGUCUUAUUAGUAUUCACAUUGAGACACCAAUCUUUGCAAAAUUUAUCAAGCAUUCCCAGCUUUUCUCGUAGUCCUUCAGCUGAUGUAGAUAAUAAAACAAUAUCAUCAGCAUACAUUAAACAAUGUAGAUCUUUGUCAUUGACAUUAACUGGGUCUCUAGUAUCUGACAAAUAUCUGGGCAAAUCAUUUAUGAAUAUCUUGAAUAAAUUCGGACUGAGGUUGUCACCUUGUUUGACUCCAAUAUCUAAUGGGAAAAAAUCACUUACUUGAUUUUGAAUUUUGACACAUGAUUUGCUAAUUUCAUACAUACUUUUAAUAAGGCCUUUUUUUUUUAAUUAGUUGGUUUACGGAUCCGCCGACCCGAUUUUGUUUAAAAGUGAAAUAAAAUUAAAAUUUUGAUUUCGUGUUGUUUUUUAUUCCGCCGACCCGAUUUUUCGAGUGCUGUGAAUAAAAAAAUCUGAGGCGUUCCAAAACGUUUUGUCUGUGUCAAUAAAGCGUUUGUAGUGAACGGCGUAUUUUGAAAAGCUUCGAAAUGACGCAGACGAAUUCAAAAACCCAACGAGGGAGGACCAUGGAGUCUGACGGCUUCAUCUACUUUCAGUUGAAUAUUAACUUUGAUGGUCAACGUACUGAGAGCACUUUUAUCAAAUGCAAACCUAAGCAAACAAUCGGCGAUGCCAUAUUCGACAAUAUGGCUGAUGAAAAUGUUGCCAUUGUCAAGGUACAAACAAAAUUAUGCAUCUGAUUAGCCACUAGACAUUAAACAACAAUUGACCAUCCAUCCAUCAAAUGCAAAGCAUAUCAAGAUAAGAGCUAAACUAUUUCUCCUCCUCAACCCCUGUAAUGUCAUGAAUGAACAGCAUUUUUUUUUUUUUUUUUCCUCCGACUCAAAUUUUUCAGAACAGUUAUACAUGAAAAAAAAAAUCUAAGAUUGCUAUUUUAUUUUUAUUUUUUUUACCUCCUCCGACCCUAACCUUUGACACUAGUUGUCCAUAAACCAACUAAUUAAAAAAAAAAGGCCUAAUGUUAUAAAAAUAAGACCCAGCCCCAAUAUCUAGUAAUUUAAUCUUGAUCCCUGUAUGUAUAACAGUAUCAAAAGCCUUCUGAAAAUCAACAAAACAGGCAAACAGUCUACCUUCUUUUGAAUUACAGUAUUUGUUAAUAAGACAGUUUAAAAUAAACAUAUGAUCUGCAGUUCUGGCUUUCCUUGUGAAUCCAAUUUGACUAUCAUGUAUAAUAUUAUGUUCCUGAAGAAAUUUGUCCAGUCUUAGACUUAAUAUUCUAUUAAAAAGCUUUCCAAUUGCA